Messenger RNA from Paramecium sonneborni, 249 nucleotides. NCBI's taxonomy places the organism in Eukaryota, Ciliophora, Oligohymenophorea, Peniculida, Parameciidae. The record is from the annotation of a GenBank genome assembly.
AUGGGAACUUGUGCUAGUUAAAAAAGUCCAGGAAAGCUAUAAAGAAGCGUUGCUUAAAAACAUAUAGAGAUAGAUUUUGAAAAGCUGUUGAAAUAUAACAAAGAGAAGGAAGCUAAAGAGGGAAAAGAACAUCUUCAGCAAUAACAAUCAUUUUGUUAAAUAUUUCUUCAAGAGAACAAAUUGUCAACCCCUUAUUCAUUAGCCUAGAAUUUGGGACCAUCCACUCAAUUAGAAUACAAAAGAUAGUGA